CCUCAACAUGAAGCUAGCCGUGUUUGCUGCCCUCGCCGCCCUGGCCGCCGCAGCCCCCGACUACUCCGCCCCGAGGCCCGAACGCUACCACAGCGAGGAGGUGCCGAUCAUUAGACACGACUUUGUCCUCGAGGAGGACGGGAGAUACAACCUGGACGUGGAGACCGGCAACGGCAUCUACCUGGCCCAGUCUGGCGCUCCGGACAGCCCGACAGGAGCCGUCAUCAAGGCUGGGCAGUACUCAUACACCGCCCCUGACGGCACUCCGGUUCACGUUAAGUUCGUCGCCAACGAAAACGGCUACCAGCCCGAGUCUUCCCUGCUGCCCGUGGCCCCCGAGUUCCCCCACCCCAUCCCGCAGUUCGUGCUGGACCAGAUCGCCUUCGCCGCCCAGGAGGACGCCGGGCGAUCCAAGGCUCCAUCAAGAGGCUACCAGUAAAUCUGCUCCACCAGUGUUCCUUAAGUUCUUUCCAGGUUUAA
Messenger RNA from Eriocheir sinensis (Chinese mitten crab), 480 nucleotides. RefSeq names its product cuticle protein AMP1A-like. Lineage: Eukaryota; Metazoa; Arthropoda; Malacostraca; Decapoda; Varunidae. Bases 8 to 439 code for a protein of 143 amino acids. Gene Ontology annotation, molecular function: structural constituent of chitin-based larval cuticle. Gene Ontology annotation, cellular component: chitin-based extracellular matrix. The record is from RefSeq and is a predicted model, not a curated record. The transcript has 3 exons.